This is a messenger RNA of Girardinichthys multiradiatus, 3446 nucleotides long. Its product is annotated as septin-9-like. Gene Ontology annotation, molecular function: GTPase activity; molecular adaptor activity; GTP binding. The coding region runs from base 223 to 2262 and encodes 679 amino acids. Gene Ontology annotation, biological process: cytoskeleton-dependent cytokinesis. Lineage: Eukaryota; Metazoa; Chordata; Actinopteri; Cyprinodontiformes; Goodeidae. The record is from RefSeq and is a predicted model, not a curated record. The transcript has 13 exons. Gene Ontology annotation, cellular component: septin complex; septin ring; microtubule cytoskeleton.
ACACAAGAGCGAGUUUUGAGACUGAUCCGUCCAUAGGUGAUACAGAAGGAGGCAGAGACGCACGGAGAGAAGCAGUCUGGGAAAGUUACGGAUGCAAACAACACCUUGAUAUUUUCCGCUUUUGAAUUAAAAUACUGCGAAGGGAAGACACAUCGGCAGCCAUGAAGAAAUCCUCGUUUCCAGUGCGAUCAGUCAGCGCUCGAACAAGAAGAACAGAAAGGGAUGUAUCCGGCAUCACCAGUCCCACUGCACGGGCUCCUAAUUUGGGAUUUGUUUAAAAGCGGGACUGCGGCGGCGGCUCAGGAAGACCUUCCUUGCUGGGGUAAAAGGGAAUCUUGCUCCCUCUCUCUACCACUCUCUCCCUCACAUACAUUCUUCCCAAAAAUGUCUGAUUCCACUGUCAACGCUCACUUGGAAGGGAUCAUAUCAGACUUUGAAGCCCUGAAACGGUCGUUUGAGGUGGAGGACACAGAUACAACCACGCACCCUUCAUCUCUGUCUCGCCGCAAUACCAACCCCCUCCGUUCAUCCACGUCCUCCUCAACCAGCCAACGGAGCUACGACCUGAGCUCACGAAACUCGGACUACUCCUCCUCCUCCAGGUACACGGCAUCCGAGUCCUCCAAUCUACGAUCUCCAAAGAGCGGCAUGAGGCGCGUUGAGUUAUCAGGAGGGCGAAACCCUGACACAGCUGCUUCCCGCCGGGCAGAGAUUUCCAUCGAGGUCUCCUCCAAACAGGUCGACAGCUCGCCCAGUGCCGGCAUCACCCGCUUUGGCCUCAAGAGGCCAGAGGUGAGUUUGAGCAGUCGGAGCAAUGCACUUGACAGCACCUCAAACUCCAUCUCCAGCAUCACCAACCGAAGAGCAGAGCUCAGCAUGACUCGGCCUCAAGAGCCCCCUGCCCCACCCAGGAGGAUGGACGCCCAGCUGUCAUCUACGCCAAUCUCUAGGAUCCCUGAGCCUGCCCAGAGAAGAGCAGAGCCCCCUUCUCCCAACCUGAGCCUAGUCGAUGGCGUCUCCAGGAGACCAGAGAUUCCCAUCUUCAGACAACUGGACAGCUCAGUGUCAGGCAGCACUAUAGAGAACAACAACCACCCACCUCCUGCACCCAUCGCCCCCUUGCCAACCCUGACAGAGCCAAGGGUGGAGAAGGUGCAGUCACCUGUCGUAGAACAGCCCACACCCCGACCAACAGACAGACCAGAGGUGUUCCCCAGCAACAGCAGCAGUGCCAUGUCUGAGGCGGUGGUGCCUGACGCUGUGGUACCCCCAGCAGUGGGCAGCCUGUAUGGGGAGAAGGCUGGUGGAGCUGUGGUGGACUUCAGCUAUGUGGGCAUUGAUGCCAUUCUAGAGCAGAUGAGGAGAAAAGCCAUGAAGCAGGGCUUCGAACUUAACAUCAUGGUUGUAGGACAGAGUGGCCUUGGAAAGUCGACUCUGAUGAACACCCUGUUCAAGUCUAAAGUCAGCCGGAAGUCUGUACUGGGCACAGGCCAGGAGAAGAUCCCAAAAACAAUUGAAAUUAAGUCCAUUAGUCAUGACAUUGAGGAGAAAGGAGUGAGAAUGAAGUUGACUGUCAUUGACACGCCAGGAUUUGGAGACCAAAUUAACAAUGAGAACUGCUGGCAGCCCAUCAUGAAGUUUAUUAACGACCAGUACGAAGCGUACCUGCAGGAGGAAAUCAACAUCAACAGGAAGAAAAGGAUUCCAGACUCCAGAGUCCACUGCUGCAUAUACUUCAUCCCCCCGACUGGUCACUGUCUGCGGCCUCUUGACGUAGAGUUCAUGAGGCGUCUCAGCAAAGUGGUCAACAUCGUCCCGGUCAUUGCUAAGGCAGAUACUCUCACGCUGGAGGAGAGAGACUUCUUCAAAAAGAAGAUCAGGGAAGAGCUCCGAGCCAAUGGGAUCGAUGUGUACCCUCAGAAGGAAUUUGAUGAGGAUGCAGAGGACAGAAUGAUUAAUGAAAAGAUCAGAGAGAUGAUCCCUUUUGCAGUAGUGGGCAGCGAUCAGGAGUACCAAGUGAACGGCAGAAGGUUGCUGGGGAGGAAGACCAAGUGGGGCACUAUUGAAGUGGAGAACAUCGCCCACUGUGAGUUUGCCUACUUACGAGACCUUCUUAUUAGGACCCACAUGCAGAACAUUAAGGACAUCACCAGCAGCAUCCACUACGAAAUGUACCGCGUGAGGCGCCUCAAUGAGAACAACACUGCGGUGGCUCAUGCCAACGGCAUCCCCGAACAUCACCUGACCACCCGCGAGAUGUAGGCGCCACCUGUCCUCGCCUGCAGAGUUAUGCAUGAGAUAUGAGACUUUGAUGGUCCCUCCAAUACAUGCCUCCACUCUAGCCCCAAUCUCACAGGUGGGGUAAAAACUCCACAGCCUGCCAGAGGGACAUCUGCUACUUAAAGGACUCUUUGUCAAUUUAUUGCCUUAUCUCUUAAACCUUAUCUUUAUUGGUGACAAAACAGAGAAGAAAGUGUUCUGCCUUCAAGCAGCUUUGGUUUUAUAUCCCCUCUCCUCUUACAAAUUUUUUGCCGUAGAUAUUUUUUGGUGCCAAAAUGUUUUUCAUCUACCAAACUGAUCGGAUUUGCUUUAAUCAGUUAAACAAGUUUGACGUUUUGUUUCCAUGUUAGAAACUUGUGUUGCAUUAGAAGCACAGUGUGAUGUCUCGAAUGACACAAACACCAAUAUGCAUGAAAACUGGCGAAGAUCGAGUUCUAAUGUUUAAAAACGACAUGAUUAGAGCAUGUUGGAAGAGGGUGGGGUAGUUCAUUCCCAACACGUUUGACAUGCAAGCAGCCAAAACUGUAAGUUCGCUUAAAGGUUACCAAAAAUAAACACAUGAUGUGCCUGAGGUUUUAUCUUUUUGUGCAUCACAACCUGUGUUUUGUUUUGCUUUGAUUGUUCUACGUUCAUAUCCUGUUAAAUAUUACCGUCAACUCUUUUUAAACGUCAGCGUUAUUUAGUAGAAAUAUGUUAAAGAGUGAUUUAACAUGGAAAAGGUAUUUAUGCACGUUGUAAAAUGUGAACAUUUUUUAUGACUUUGUCUUCCACGUAUUCAAAAAUGUCAACACAAACGUGCUCAUACGUUCCAGCUUUUCCUGCCUUUUUGGGUCCUCCUCAGUGCCUUAUUUAUUGGAGGAUGAUUUGUGAGCUUGUCAACUGAAACUGGAAAGAGAAGCAGGUUUUUGGUUCCACCUAAAAUUACAUUUAAACAUUUUUUAGUCCUCGUGUCGUUUAUUUUCCAUUGACCAGACCACUUUUUGUUCUGUUGACUAUAAUGUACCAAGAAUCUUUCUCUUUCAUGCAUAUCUAAUGUCCUUCUGUCGCUGUCAUGCUCUGUCCUGUAUAUUCCACUGUGUUCCGAUAAAUUGUUUUGUACUUGUAUUAUUAACAAAGUUUCCUUUAUCUUAUUUUAAAGAAAUAAAGAUUGAAGUUUUAAAUAUUUA